AUGAAUCGUCAAUCUCACUGUUAUCCCAGAAUCGGCCGGCGACUGAUACCGUGGAAUCAGACCGGCCCCAGAAUCGACUUACAGGAGACCUCGCACCUCCCCGGGUCAGCAACGCAUACGAUAGAUGUAAGGUGUUGGUCUUGGGCCGAUGAUAUAUCUCGGUUCUAUAUUAGCUAUAAUCUAACAUGUUGA
Colletotrichum orchidophilum is the source of this 192-nucleotide messenger RNA. RefSeq lists its product as uncharacterized. The record is from RefSeq and is a predicted model, not a curated record. The transcript has a single exon. NCBI's taxonomy places the organism in Eukaryota, Fungi, Ascomycota, Sordariomycetes, Glomerellales, Glomerellaceae. Bases 1 to 192 code for a protein of 63 amino acids.